Molecule: messenger RNA, 1069 nt
Organism: Ipomoea nil (Japanese morning glory)
Lineage: Eukaryota; Viridiplantae; Streptophyta; Magnoliopsida; Solanales; Convolvulaceae
Product: exportin-7-like
Exons: 4
Coding region: 524-901 (125 amino acids)
Biological process (GO): protein export from nucleus
Cellular component (GO): cytoplasm; nuclear pore
Molecular function (GO): nuclear export signal receptor activity
Source: RefSeq, a predicted model, not a curated record
UAACUAUAUGCUUGAAUUCAAAGUGGAUGCUUUUAAAUAGAUCAAAGCUGGUAUAUUAUUGCAUAUCUUUCCUGUUCAGAAGUUAGAAAAAAAAAAUCAAUUAUUAAUAACUAAAUGAUCACAGAAAAGAAAAGAACCCUGUAUGAAGUUAUGAAGUUUAUUUCUGUCUUACCAAUCUAAUUUUAUAUACUGACAUGUUCACUGUAUAAUUUGCUUCAGUGUAGUGAAAUGAGUUUAUGCUUACUUCCAUCUGGCCAGUCUAUCAUCUCUAAACUGAAAAAUGUAUUUACGGGUUGAUUUAUUCAAUAAUGAGAAGUAAUGGAUGAGUAUGAAACUAGUGAUCUUUGAAAAACUCAGAGGCCAUUAUAUAUCUUUGAGCUACCAUGCUUUCGUGUUUUAUAUUAUUCCUGGCUAAAGCUUCUUACAGAGGUGGUUUUGUAAAUUAUAUUACAGCUGCAAGAGCUUGUAAAUGUUGAAUGCUAUGGUGAUUGGAUACGUGUAGUUGCUGAAUUUACAUCUUUAAAUGUAUUUAAAACAGGAAGCGGUUGAUCUCCAAGUCAUUUCUGUGGUUGAAACUAAACUUGCUUGGAUAGUGCAUAUAGUUGCAGCUAUUGUUAAGACAAAACAACUCAGUGGUUACAGUGGGGAAUCACAAGAAAUCCAUGAUGCAGAACUUUCAGCAUGUGUUCUUCUGUUGAUAAAUAUCACUGAUAGUGGUUUGCAUACUCAGAGAGAUAUGCUUGAAACAAACAAACAGAAGCUUGACGUUGCUAUUCUCAUCUUCUUUCAAAACUUCAAAAAAUCAUAUGUUGGAGACCAAGCAAUUCAUUCAUCUGAGGUUGGUUCACCGAUCCUUUUCAGACGGGCUUUAAUAUUACCUGGCCCUUCAAUAUUUGCCUGACAAGCCUCAUCAGCAGCCCCAGCAGCCUCAUCAGCGACACCAAGUUUAAUCCCUUCGAGGGGCUUUCCUCUAAAACCUUUUCUUCAAAUCCUUCAAUUCUUCAACUAAUGUAGUAAUUACAAUCCAUACUAACUUAACCUCUCUAAACAUGCUGAUUGCUCAUUACUA